AUGGUGAUGAUGUCCACCACGCAGCAGAUACUCGUCCUGGCCAGCAGCACAGCUUCAGCGCUGGAUGAGCAGCUCCAGCUCGUCCGCUGCCCUACGCCGCCUGAGCAGCCGCUGCCAGACGCCUGUCCGGCCCUGGAGGCAUCGACCGCAUCGCCGCAUCGACGGGCGCCGGCGAAUCGCAGCGCUGCAGGGCGGGCCUUACGCUGGCUCCCGCGGGCCCACGCCUCCCGACAGCGAGGGCGUCGUUUCCCGUGGCACCCGGUAGCUGAACCUGCAGCUUUUCUUGCUGCCAGACCUCCUCCUCCCCUCAAUUCAUCUCCUGAGUGUUCGAACCUGCCUUCUAUUUCUUCCAUGACCGCCUUCGAUGUCCCCGAGACCGGGCUGUCUCUGUGGCGAGGAGACCAGCCCGGCCAUGUCUCCCCGGAUGCUGCCGCCAGACCAACCCAGAUCAUGCGCUUGAAUCUCGCCCAGAGCACCUUGGACGAGCUGGUCGAGUCCUUGCGGAAGGACCAGAAAGCUCGCAUCCGUCUGGGAAAACACCAGACCCUCUACUACGGCAACAAGUCCCAGCAGUUCCAUUCCCACCCCGAAAUCCAUCGAUCAGAGAUCUACCGAUCAAACCCGGCCGACAAGGAGAACCUCUAUUUCACCGGCGUUCUCAGUCACAGUCUCGAGGUCCAGAAGGCUCAGGUGGCCACCGCUGCCACAGAUGAGGCUCUGGCCAACCUCGAGCAGAGCUUGAGUGCUUUCGAGCGAGGCAAGGAGUCAAAGAAGACCCCUCUGAUAACCAAUAUUCAGGACGUGCGGGCGUUGGGUGCAGGCGACAAUCGAUCUGCAACGGGGAGACAGGCUGCCAGCUUGGCUCGCAUGCCCACCAGCAAGAUCGAUGUCGCGAAGGAACGGUUCUUUCAGAACGCCGGCAAUCGCUCCAUCCCCAGUAGCCCAGCCUUGGGCGUGGCUCGUUCCCCAGCUUCCGUCCCAGCUCUCACGCCCACCUCUGCCCCGGCAUCUCAGAGCAAGGAGAAGAUCCGUCUCGAAGCACUACGAGUUCCGUUUAUCCAUUUACUCGCAGUUCGUGCUGUAUCGAUCAAAUUCAUCGCCCAGAAGACCCGCGCCUCGCAGGAGGACUGCCUGACCCUCGCCCGGAAAUACGCGACGGAGAACCGCCUCGAUCGAGAGAAAUUCGACCUUAAAGACAAAGCAUACCGGGAGCUCGACGUAUGGAACUUUCCGUAUCCAACCCAGGAGGACCGGCAGGAGGCCAUCGAGAAUGCCAUCUCCGCGUUUGAUCGGAUGCGUAUCUCCCGUUCGGACAAGCUAUGGCAGAUGCUUUUACCCAAGGAGGAGCGAGGGAAAGGGAAGGUCUUGUCGCGUCUGGACCUCCGUUCAGGGCCUAUCAAGAAGGCCCCCACGCCCCGGAUCCAGGUGCAUGCCGCCGAAGACACAGGCAAGGAAGGCUAUGCUACAGGAAACGAGACCGAUCGGACAAACGGCCGCUUGACUCCGACAGCAGCGGAGACUAUCUCCGCGUCCAAAUCGGGAGGCACGACACAGAGGAAACGAGUGGGCGAGAAGGAUAGCACCAAGAGGGGGGCUGCAGCUAAGGGGAAAAAUUCCACUUUGACCGGACGCGUCACCAAGAAGACCGAAAAGAAGACGACAGGUAAAGCGGAGGGGAAAUACAAAUCGGCGGAAUAUGUCCAUGACUCGGACGAGGAUACGGACAUGCCUGACGCACCACCACCACCUGAGAAGAAACCCGCAUCAACCGCAUCUGACAAGGUCACUCCCACGACUAAAACGACAACGACGACUACCACCAAUACCACCACCACUACUUCCUCCUCCUCCUCCAAAUCCAAGACAUUACCUGAUCCCCAUUCCUCCACGGCGAAACCACAACAGAAACCCGAAUCCCAGUCCCAGAGUGUUAAAACCACCCCCAACAGCACGAACGCAACGGCUUCCAAGACGUUGCCGUCAUCUUCACGGCCCUCCAAUCCAAAUUCUCCGCAGAAGCCUUCGCCAUUGGCGUCAUCACCUCCCACGAAUGCCUCGAACCUCGACAACUCCGGAAGAGGUUCCGGUCAGACGAGCUCCUCAAGCUCAUCACCGCUGAUCACUCAAGUCUCGAAACGGCCCAAAGCGUCGGCCAAUUCCACUGAAGUCAAGAAUCCUCCCAAAGUGAACGGCGUUCAUAAGACGCCGCCUGAGAUGACGAACCCUCUCAAACGGAAGGAAGCGCCAGACAGGGAGACCCCCACUACCACCUCGCAGUUUGCUGGACACGCAAACGGGCAUGCCGUCGAUGCCAAACGGCGGCGACCGGCCAGCUCGCCGUCGCCCAGCGGCACUAGUUCGGGUAGUGCCUCGCCUCCUCUGAGUCGGGAAUUGCUCCGUCAGCAGCUGCGGGAGAAGUCGCUGCGGUUCAAGCAGUACUACGCCAAGUAUCGGGCCCUGCAUGAUUCGUUGGCGGCUCAUCCCGACCCCCCGCCUGCCGAACUGGAAAGACUCCAGCGACAGCAUAUUCGACUGCAACGAAUGAAGAAGGAGAUCUGGGACGAAGACCGACGACUACGCAACGGGUGA
Molecule: messenger RNA, 2589 nt
Organism: Rasamsonia emersonii CBS 393.64
Lineage: Eukaryota; Fungi; Ascomycota; Eurotiomycetes; Eurotiales; Trichocomaceae
Exons: 2
Coding region: 1-2589 (862 amino acids)
Source: RefSeq, a predicted model, not a curated record